Molecule: messenger RNA, 1428 nt
Organism: Sclerotinia sclerotiorum 1980 UF-70
Lineage: Eukaryota; Fungi; Ascomycota; Leotiomycetes; Helotiales; Sclerotiniaceae
Exons: 4
Coding region: 1-1428 (475 amino acids)
Source: RefSeq, a predicted model, not a curated record
AUGGCUAAUACUUCGAAAAAGCGCCCCCUUUGUGACGAUGCCCCCAAGAAUAUUAAUCUCCAGCAAUUCCUUCUACGACGUAAUAAUCUUCAGCAACGGCCUAAAAAAACCAAGCUUACACCAGAGGACUACGAAAUCAAUAUUCAAAAGCUGAAUGGAAACGGUCCCCUUGCAUCAAAAGAUGCAAGAUGCCACGAAGGAAAACAUCACUGGUAUAUGCCGCAAAUGGAAAAAUAUCUCAAUACGAUCUUGGCCAAGGAGUUCACUUUAAGACGAGAAAAGACAGCAAAGCCAGUACUGGGAGCGGACGACCUUAUCCUCCUCCUUACCCAUCACUGGGCCCGGGACACAUCUAUAUUUCCAACCGAAGAUCAGCGUUUGGCACUUGCGACAAUCAUGCUCCUCCUUAUCUAUACUGGCUGUCGACCUGCCGAGCUGGUUGAUGCAGGCAAGGUGAAAAGUGCUAUCGAUCGCGAUCAAAUAUAUGAAGAUGACAAUUGGGAUGAGGAAUAUGAAGGCUUGGAUGAGACGAAAGAUGAUGAUCCUACAUAUGAGAAUCCAGAGCCUUGGAUCGAUCCAAAAGUCUCCGAUUGCAAUGAUAAAGAUGAUGAGGAGGUUCUUACACAAGAAUACAAAGCUUUCUGUUAUGAAGAUAUCCGUCUUUGGAUUGUCCGAAAUCCUACCCCUGGAGAACACGACCUCCUUGGAAUGGAGAUCACUCUUGCUCAUCAUAAAGGAGCUGACAGGAAACCCAAACCGACGACCUUCCUUUUUCACGAAGAAACUUUGCCAAUUCUUUGUUCUGUUAGCUAUAUCUCAGCCAUUGCCAUCAGGGAUAAUGCUAUCAAGGUAGACGGAUUUACUCACGUCGAACCCUUUUUUGUCAGCAAUCUACAAGACCCUACCAAAGCAGUUCUAAUACACUGGAAACCGGAGAAACUUAAGACACCGAUCUUUCGGCAGGCGGUAUGGACAUUUGAUGGUCUAUCAACAUCAGCAUACAAGGCUCUCCGUUACUCGACCUUUGCCUAUUAUCUUGACCGUCUCGGCUGGACUGCUGGAUUUGCACAGAAGCUCACUAGCUACUGUUUCCGUCGAGGCACUGGGAAUGCUGUAGACGAUACGAGAUUCCCGGCAGCUUCAACCGCUGUACGUGACCAGGUGAUGAGGCAUAACCCUCAGACAGGAGUCUUUUACGGGUCCUAUAUUAACGAAAAGGUCCGGUUUAUCGUCCAAGAUGUGGUGUUAGACCAGCCAACAAACAUCGGAUUUCUUCGUGCCUUUACCCACAUAAGUCUUAUGUGCGACCCGCGUACCCCGAUCAAUAUACCGGAAGAGGUUUUGAAGGCUUUCCCUCCGGAUCCAAAGAUCAUAGAACUUACAAGAGAACGUGAGGAAUACAAAAGACAAUAUGGAUCCUACCGUUGA